AUGUCCUGUCCCAGGUACCUCCUUCAGUACCAGGAGCCCAUCCCGUGUGAGCAGCUGGUCACGGCCCUGUGUGACAUCAAACAAGCCUACACCCAGUUUGGGGGAAAACGUCCCUUCGGAGUCUCUCUGCUCUACAUGGGUUGGGACAAGCACUAUGGGUUCCAGUUGUACCAGAGUGACCCCAGUGGGAACUUUGGAGGCUGGAAGGCCACAUGCAUCGGUAACAACAGUGCUGCGGCGGUCUCCAUGUUGAAGCAGGACUAUAAAGAUGAAGAGAUGACCCUGUCCUCUGCUCUGAUCCUCGCCGCCAAAGUCCUCAACAAAACCAUGGACGUCAGCAAGCUUUCUGCCGAGAAAGUGGAGAUCGCCACCCUGACACGGGAAAAUGGAAAGACGUGCAUCAAGGUCCUGAGGCUGAAGGAGGUGGAGGAGCUGAUCAAGAGACACGAGGCCAAGGAGGCAAAGGCAGAGAAGGACAAGAAAGAGAGAAAACAGAGAGAGGACGACAAGUAGUCGUUGUUCUGACAGCUGCAUGUAUGUGUGUGUGUGUGCCGGUAUUUUCCUGUUUUUCAGUUUCCUUAAAUAAACUCAAAUAUCUAA
Messenger RNA from Lampris incognitus (smalleye Pacific opah), 600 nucleotides. It is a transcript of the gene psma4, whose product is annotated as proteasome 20S subunit alpha 4. The record is from RefSeq and is a predicted model, not a curated record. Bases 1 to 513 code for a protein of 170 amino acids. The transcript is spliced from 4 exons. Gene Ontology annotation, cellular component: cytosol; nucleus; proteasome core complex. Lineage: Eukaryota; Metazoa; Chordata; Actinopteri; Lampriformes; Lampridae.